This is a messenger RNA of Ochlerotatus camptorhynchus, 1495 nucleotides long. Its product is annotated as very long chain fatty acid elongase 4-like. Gene Ontology annotation, cellular component: endoplasmic reticulum membrane. The record is from RefSeq and is a predicted model, not a curated record. The transcript is spliced from 5 exons. The coding region runs from base 328 to 1146 and encodes 272 amino acids. Gene Ontology annotation, biological process: fatty acid elongation, monounsaturated fatty acid; very long-chain fatty acid biosynthetic process; sphingolipid biosynthetic process. Gene Ontology annotation, molecular function: fatty acid elongase activity. Lineage: Eukaryota; Metazoa; Arthropoda; Insecta; Diptera; Culicidae.
GUACCCUUGUUGCAUCGAUCACGGUAACAUGGACAAAAUGCAAAUUUUCGGAUUACUUACGGAAAAAAGCCGAACGAUCAAUAGCUAACGGGCGGUUGUCAGUGUCGAUAAAUAGUCCCUGAAUACAGUUCGAACGAACCUAUUACCUGCAAGGUUCGCGUGGUGCGUGUUUUAAGGGCAGUUUAAUGAACUCGUUGGAUGUGAAUUAGUUUCGGGAAGAGUUAUUAAUCGUUGUUGGAGAAGUGAUUUGAUCUGAGAAAAUUAAUGGAUACUUACUAAAUAUCUACUCUGUUUUAGUGCACUGAAUAUUUUACAAACUAGUGCAUAAUGGCUUUAGUAUUACGGUCGUUGUACGACUUCUUCACGUUCUUGUUUAAGGAAUAUAACGAUCCAAGGGUGGAGCAUUUCCCUCUUCUCGGCUCACCAUGGCCAGUGGUGUUGAUCAUUGUCCUGUACCUAAAGUUUGUCAACAAUUGGGGUCAGAAGAUGAUGGCGAAUCGGGAGCCGUUCUGUUUGAAAACGGUGAUGAAUGUGUAUAAUGCGGUUCAGAUUUUGCUGAAUCUCUACAUUGGCGUUAAGGGUUUUGCGAAUUCCUAUUUUUCCGACGAUUACGACUGGCUAUGUGAACCGAUCAGCCAGAAAGUGACUCCGUCGAGGAGGCGGCUCAUUUUCGUGACGUACCUGUACUUCCUUUCCAAGAUUAUUGACCUACUGGAUACAGUGUUCUUUGUGCUGCGGAAGAAGAACAAUCAAAUUACAUUCCUGCAUACGUAUCAUCAUGCUGGAAUGGUGUUUGCGACGUACAUUUUCACGAAGUUUGUGUCUGGGAGCCACGCGACGCUGCUCGGGCUGAUCAACAGUUUUGUUCAUGUCAUCAUGUACUUCUACUACUUCCUGACCUCGUUCCGGCCGGAGCUACGGAAUUCCCUCUGGUGGAAGAAACACAUCACGCAAAUUCAACUGAUUCAAUUCAUGAUCCUGAUGGCACAUUUUGGACUGCCGCUGAUUUUCGGAUACUGCAGCUAUCCGACCUACUUGCUGUUUAUCGGCUUCACGCAGAACCUGUUCAUGUUUACGCUGUUCGCCGAUUUCUACGUGAAAGCCUACCUCAAGGCUCGGAAGGACAAAGUGGAAACAGCCGAAUGAAAAUGACACAGCGCACCGCCAUCAGCACCAUCGAUGCCGCUAAGAAAGCCGAAGGCUAUCGAAAACUGGAGCACAGUUUCGUUAAACUGAUUAAAUUUUCAUGAGAGGUGGAUAAUUUAAAUUUUUCAACGGCGUACCGAAGGAAUUUCACACAAAUACACAGUGCUAGCACCCAUAUGUCUCCCAUUGCCAUUUGAAUGUACUGUCUACCCUCAUUGCUAGGUUAAAUAGAAGUGUAUUUGGAGCUUCUACUGCAAAGUAGGUUCCACCAUUACGUCGUUCGAAAUCUAGGUUUUAAGUUCAACAGAAAUAUACAUCAGUAAAAUAUGACCUUUGAAUAGUGUGCAAA